Labrus bergylta (ballan wrasse) is the source of this 2110-nucleotide messenger RNA. RefSeq names its product NADH:ubiquinone oxidoreductase complex assembly factor 2 (gene ndufaf2). Gene Ontology annotation, biological process: mitochondrial respiratory chain complex I assembly. Gene Ontology annotation, cellular component: mitochondrion; membrane. Lineage: Eukaryota; Metazoa; Chordata; Actinopteri; Labriformes; Labridae. The record is from RefSeq and is a predicted model, not a curated record.
CACAUCAACAGUUUCAUAAACAACCCAGCGAGAGGACAGACAGAUAAAGCAAAAGCGGGGUGGACACGCAAAACAGACCCCCCCCCAAAAAAAACACAUCCUCCUGGUUGCCCUGGAAACACCAUGAGCAGGAUUGUCGGAGCCCUGCGGCGCACGUUUGGGAUAGUACGUGACCACGUCGGCACAGAUACUCUGGGGAAUAAAUAUUACAUCAUCCCAGAGCAGAAAACAUGGACAGGAAGACUGGUCCGAGCCAAGCGGAUGGUAGAGGCAGCCAAUCCUACAGAAUUUGAAUACACAGAAGGCAACAUACCGAUGGAGUGGGACGCUUGGAUCCGAGGCAGACGGAAAGAGCCCCCCUCGAUCGAGGAGCUGCUGAAGAACGAGACAUACAGGGAGCAGAUUAAAGUGAAAGCAAAGGAGUUGGAGGAGCGAGAUCUGGCUCUGCUUGCUAAAGAGUACGAGGAGGGUCUGGUGGCGACUCCUGCAAAGACUUUAGCCACAGGCCACGCAGCCAGCAGCAACUUCGGCAAGCAGGAGAUCAGCGAGGAACCCACCAGCACUGCGAACGAGUUCCAGCCUGGAUCCUGGAUGCCCAAUCCCAAGAAAUAGACGGAGACAUCCUAAUGCACUGAGACUGCUGUAAAAAUGUAAUACAAUAAAAGAACCUCAGCAAGAAAUGCUUUCAACGUGAAACUGAUAUUCACUCUUAAGUUUGGACUUUAAAAUGUAAUACUUCAAACAUCUUUAUGUUUAAUGCAAUUUUAGUCAAAAAAAACACAAACUGGAUUCUGAGAAACCACCAAAGUUUGAUCUACUCAAAUCUGACUGAGUAGUCAAAUGACCUGACACUAUACCUUUCACAUUUAUUUUAAAAUGGAUACACAAGUUGAGAUAGUUCUGUCCCCUCUGUGUAUAAAAGCACAAAAAUGACCUCUCAUCCUGAGGCCAACUUUAAGUGAAUGCCAUGAUAUACUGUUAUUAGAAAGUUAUUUUUGUGUGUUUUUGUAGGGGCUUUUUAUGCCUUUAUUUUAGAGACAGGACAGUGUAUAGAGUCAGAAACCAGAGAGAGAGAGAGAGAGAGUGGGGAAUGACAUGCCACAUAUCAGACCUUAACCUGGACUCACGCUCUCAAGGACUGAAGCCUCUGUACAUCAGGAGUGUGCACCAACCAUCGCCCCAGGAAAAGGUUUUUUUAAUAAAGCAGAGAAACACUGAAAUGGUUGUUCUUCCAGUAUUGUUUGUACAUCGACUUUGAAUUCAGUUUACUAUCUUAAAGGGAUAUUGCAAAAGAUAAUUCUGAAUGAAUCAUGACCAUUUUCGUGGUGUAAUGAUGAUUUGUCAGUCGGGAAAGAAAUGAAGACAGAAAUACAAAAUGUUUAAAUUGAAGCUGAUCAGAGGAAGAGAAAUCCAGUAUGAGAUUAUAACUACAGGCAAAUGAAACAUGUACCGGUAGUUAUACCAAAUAACGUAACAGCAGGUUAUUUGACAUUGCAAAGAUGAAAAGCGUGACUUCUUUGGAUAGCCCGUCGCACAAAAAAAAGUUUCUAUCUGUAUGUUAAGAUGACUGUUAACACUAAAAUGAAGUCAGAAAUCAGCCAAGGCCUGAGGAUGCUCCCAUGUGACUUUAAAUACAGUUUGUAGUUUCCAUUCCUCACUGCUGCUUGUAAAUCACCUGUCAUUCGAAUGGAUGAUGUUACUGCUUGUUGAGUUGCAGAACAAAGUUCUUUCACUUGAGAUUAGAGAGCAUGUUUGUCACAGAGUUUCUAAAAAAAAAAAAAAGUUCAUCACUGUUAGAUCCUCGCUUAACGAGCAGCAUGAAGCCAGAUCCUGCAGUCUCACUUCUCUGUGUGAUUUUCUAAAUGUUCACAAGAGAUUACAAUACCCUGAAAAGCAGAUCAUUAAUACAUUUCAAGAGGAAGAAAGGGGAAGUUAUGUUUAGAAACAUCAGCAAACCUACCUGCCUGUACGUGUAAUAAUGUGUUUUAACAGCUAAGAUCCACACUCACAUAGAUAAUGAAAGUGUUCAUUCCAUCAUACGUUGAACUGAUUUGCUUUAAAACGUGAUUAGGUUAUGCUAAUGAAUAAAAUAAAAGAAUCCAUCCAUUAA